Prunus mume (Japanese apricot) is the source of this 1251-nucleotide messenger RNA. RefSeq names its product NFU domain protein 4 (gene NFU4). Lineage: Eukaryota; Viridiplantae; Streptophyta; Magnoliopsida; Rosales; Rosaceae. Gene Ontology annotation, molecular function: iron-sulfur cluster binding; iron ion binding. The record is from RefSeq and is a predicted model, not a curated record. Gene Ontology annotation, cellular component: mitochondrion. Gene Ontology annotation, biological process: iron-sulfur cluster assembly.
CCUUCCCUUGCUCUGCUGCGUUUCUUCAUCCUCCAGCCCAAAAGAGAGAAGAAGGUAAAAAAAAAAAAAAAAAAACCAGGAACUCCACCGCGCAGAGGCAGAGAGUGUUGGGAUGAGAGGGUUACGAAGAUUAGUUGGACGAAGUCUUUCAUCUCACAGAGGAUGCGAAGCUUCUGGACAAUUUCAUGGCUUCCGAUUCAUCUCUCGCCGGACCUAUUUCCUAUCUGCUUAUUCACCUGCCACGACGUCGUAUCUGGGUCACCAUAACUCCCCCUUUUCGUCUUCUGAAUCUCCUUUCACUUCUAUGAAAUGGGGCUUUCUCGGUGGGCAGAAGAGAAGCAUGUUUAUUCAAACUCAAUCCACACCCAACCCUGCAUCUCUCAUGUUUUAUCCAGGGAAGCCUGUUAUGGAAGUUGGCAGUGCCGACUUUCCGAAUGCCCGUUCGGCCAUGAAUUCACCACUGGCCAAAGCCCUUUAUGGAAUUGAUGGAAUUACUCGAGUGUUUUAUGGAUCAGAUUUUGUUACUGUAACAAAGUCAGAAGAUACUUCUUGGGAUCUUUUGAAGCCUGAAAUCUUUGCAGCAAUCAUGGACUUCUAUUCUUCUGGGCAGUCACUCUUUCUAGACUCAAAAACUGCAUCAGCGAUGGACACUGCUAUUCAAGAAGAUGAUUCAGAAAUUGUUGCAAUGAUCAAAGAAUUGUUGGAGACUCGCAUCCGACCAGCAGUGCAAGAUGAUGGUGGCGACAUUGAGUAUAGGGGAUUUGAUCCAGAAACUGGAAUAGUUAAAUUGAGAAUGCAAGGAGCAUGCAGUGGCUGCCCAAGCUCAUCAGUCACCCUGAAAUCUGGCAUUGAAAAUAUGCUAAUGCAUUAUGUACCUGAGGUCAAAAGUGUAGAACAAGAACACGAUGCUGAUGAUGAAGGAGCAGCACUAACAAGUCAGAUGGAAUAGAAACAUAUAAUUCUGUGCAAAACAGGCAUAUUAUAGAAAUGGUGAGCUCAAGAGGUACUUGGGAUGUGCAAUUCCUGUACAGGAGCAAAUAAAGUUGUUAUAGUUAAUUUAUUAAGUGGUAGAGCAUUAUGGAGUUAUUGGUGUAGGUAGUUGCGUCAUACGAAUUUUGAGCUUGUAAGAAAACUAUAUAACAAGGGAAAGGACGAUUGAUUUACUGUUACCACUUCAAUUUUUUUGUUCAUUAGAAGUCUACUAAUAUUCACAUUGCCCCUGUACUGCUAGUUAUUCAUCUGUUUCCUAUA